CAGUGGUCGCGUGUAGCUUACCGUAGCUGCUCAGAGUUUCUCCUCCCGGCGCACUGAGAGCCGCGCGCACUACUUACCGGACUGAACCGAGCACAGAGACCGGAACACGGAGCAGGAGGCAGGCAGAACCGGGUCGCAGAUGGACGACCGCCAUCCGCCACUGCUGUAGGUCAGCGAUGGCCCAGGUGUUUCCUGCUGGUGGAGGAGAUGAAGCCCAGUCCGGACUCUGUGUUGGUCAUCAUGGGCUCCCUGGAUGGAAGCACGCCGGUUGAGAGGCUGCUUUCUGCGAUUCAUCUGGAGAGGUACCUGGACACCUUCCAUCGAGCCGGUCUCCUAUUGGCUAGAGACUUCACACACCUCGACAGCGAUGCAUUGGUCAGUCUGGGCAUAACUGCCACAGGACACAGGAAGAGAAUCCUACGAUUGGUCGGUUACAUCGAGAGGACAGAAGGCCAAAGAGCCAAUCGGAACGCAGAUCUCCCUCGUGACCGCUGUCAGUCAGUUUGUUCUUCGAAGCGCGGUCGCACCGAGUCGCCCCGUCAGGAGGUGAUCAGGAACAGCUCUGCUCCCGAUCUCGCCGCCAUGCUGGCAAACUCCGAUGGCGGCAGGCCAACAGUGAAGCCGGUCCCCAAACCGAGAACUGUCUUCAAUCGCCGCAGGACCGCGCCCAUCCAGUUCACCCCAACACCCGACCCUGCUCCACCCCUACCCAGGAGGCUUUCCCAGGAGUCCAUCUGCCUCACUGUGCUGGAAAGUCUGAGCUCAGCGGACAUGCCCACAGCAGACAGUGCUUUGACCUCUGACCUCAGUGACAAGGCGCCGUCACCAAGCCGAAGGUCGAGCCAUGGGGAGAGAACUGGGAAUGGCCGCUGCAGGUCUCUGUCAGACACUGGAGGGUUACCGCCGGUUCCCCCGAGGCUGAACCGCAUCGUCCCCCCCGCCUCGAUGCAGGGGAAUCCUCGCGCUUCUUCUUCUUCCCCUGUUCCCACAGAGCAUUUGCAGGCGCCGUCCUUCAUUUCCUGCACGGGUAGUCAUGACAACAGCAGGUUCUCUGGAUCCUCCCCCUCCGCUUCUCCCCGAGGAGGAGGCCUAGAGAUGGUCUCCAAUGAGAUAUAUUGGGGCACGUUACACAGCUCUGCUGCCCCCGGUGGGAAGAGGAAUUAUUGCAGCCAGCAGUCGGCUCCUCCCACUCCACCCAGACAGACACCUGAGAGGAACUGCGAGAGGAACAGUGGCAGCACUUUAAGUAACAACUCUUCAGGAUCAGCCAGAGCCUCCACGGACGACCCCGAGGACGAGAUCAGCCCGUACUGUGAGACUGUUUUCCAGACCCGGAGACAUCCUCCUGCCGCUGAGAGCGAGAGAAGCAGACAUGAAGGAAGGGAGGCGAGGAAAGAAGAGAAGCACGCAGAGGAUCAUGGGGGUCACAGGUUCUCGUGGACGAAGCGUUUUUCGCAGCCGUUUCACCCCGGGGACUCGCCAGGUUACAGCACUGUGGGAGAAGCUCCACCCUCCCUCCGCUGCCUUUCGCUGCCCCACCACGCCCUCCCCUGCGAGGCCGACGAGGACCUUACCAUCUCCCCCUACGCCAGUUACACCUCCCUGACCGAGAGAGCCCCGCCCAUCAUUAGCGGCUGGCUGGACAAGCUGUCUCCGCAGGGGAACUAUGUUUUCCAGAAACGCUUCGUGAAGUUUGACGGCAAAAACUUGAUGUACUUUGGCAGUGAGAAGGACGCCUACCCAAAAGGAGUCAUCCCAUUGGCUGCCAUCCAGAUGGCCCGUCCAGCCAAAGACAAUAAAUUUGAAAUUGUGACAAGUCACCGGAUCUUUGUGUUCAGGACGGAUAACGAAGUGCUGCGGCGGUGCUGGGUGUCCACGCUGCAGGAACACGUCAGAGAUCAGCUGGUGUUUGGACGGCGGCGUUUUGGUCCUGGAGCUCACUGCCAGAAACAUGGGGGCCUGGAACUCAAAGGAACAAAAUCCAAAGUGUACGCUGCCAUCAACACGGACCAGAUCUGGCUCUACAAGAGCGAGCAGUGUUUCCGUAACGGCAUCGGCAUCACGGUGAUCGAAGCCCGCGGAGCAACGAUCCGAGAUGGAAAACACAAGAGCUUCGACCUCAUCACGCCGUAUAAAACUUUCAGCUUCACCGCAGACUCAGACCGGGACAAACGGGACUGGAUGGAGGCACUGCAGGAGGCGAUCGCAGAAACUCUGUCAGAUUACGAGGUGGCCGAGAAAAUCUGGUCCAACCGCUCCAACAGGAUGUGCGCGGACUGCAAGGCCCUGAACCCCGAUUGGGCCUCCAUCAACCUGUGUGUGGUCAUCUGCAAGAACUGCGCAGGCCAGCACAGAGGGCUGGGCACGAUGGUCUCCAAGGUUCAGAGUCUGAAACUGGACACAAGCGUGUGGAGCAACGAGAUCGUUCAGCUCUUCAUCAUGCUGGGGAACGACCGGGCCAACGACUUCUGGGCGGCCCGUCUGUCCGUCUCUGAGGAGUUGGACUGCGAUGCGUCGGCUGAGCAGAGGAGAGAGUUCAUCGCCCAGAAGUAUCGCGAGGGUCGAUACCGCCUUGCCCACCCGGCGUUCAGCAGCCAGGAGGAGCUGCUCAAGGUUCUGUGUUCAGCCGUCUCUGAGCAGACUCUCCUGAAAACGGUGACUCAGAUUUUCUCAGAGGCGGAGUCAGCUCACCUCGCCAACGACUCCAACGGCCGCCACCCCCACCUAGCGGAUCACUGCAGCACAUCAGAUCCCAGCGUCUACGAUGAAAUCAUGCAGCCGAUUCUUCACUCUGGGUACCUCUACAAGUCGAGCUCUGCCAACAGAGGAACAAUGUCCAGAAAAAACAGAGAAGACUUCCAGAAGUUCUGGUGCUCGGUGGAUCAGUCUCUGGUCUUCUACGAGUCAGAUCGAUCAGCUGAUCCCAGCCUGCAGAUCAGCGCUAAAGACAUCGUGUGUUUGGGCGUCAGUCGACCCGACUCCUCCAACAACAACGGAUUCAUUGACAGGUUUCGUUACACCUUCGAGUUGUAUCUGACGUCGGAGAAACUCUUUCAGUUUGGCUUGGAAGCGUCCGACGAGCUGCACAGCUGGACCAAAGCCAUCGGAAAGGCUGCCACGCCGCUCAGCUGUCACUGCCUGCUGACCCGAGAGUUUGAACGGGUCGGGCUUCUACGGUACCGGGCGAUGCUGGACCCUCAGCAGUGGAAGGAGGCUUACUUUGUCCUGCAGAAGUCCAACCUGUUCAUCUGUCCCCGCAACGACGGCGCCGCCGAGGACAUCAUCAACCUCAACCGCCUGCAGGAGCUGAGUAUCACCUCCGAGAUGGAGAACCAGGAGAAGAAAGACAUCCUGGUCCUGGUGGAAAAAGGAAGAACGCUCCACCUGCAGGGCGUCGGUCGCGCAGACUUCUCUCUGUGGUACUCCGACAUUCAGCGAGCAGCCGGCGGUAAAGGAAAUGCUCUGAGAGACCAGCAGAUGAGCAGGAACGACAUCCCCAUCAUCGUGGACAGCUGCAUCGCCUUCAUCACACAGUACGGUCUGGGUCACGAAGGCAUCUACAGGAAGAACGGAGCCAAAUCCAGGAUCAAGCUGCUGAUGGAGGAGUUCCGCAGAGACGCUCGAAACGUCAAGCUGCGGAUCGGGGACCACUUCAUCGAGGACGUGACCGACGUACUGAAGAGGUUCUUCAGAGAGAUCGAUGACCCAAUCUUCAUGGUCGACCUCCACCCACUGUGGCAGGAAGCUGCCAAAAUCCCUCAGAGGCGUGCGAGGCUGGACCGUUACAAAGACAUCAUCCGCACUCUACCCCGAGUCAACCGGACCACCCUGGCUGCUCUCAUCAGUCACCUGUACAGGGUCCAGAAGUGCGCAGAUCUGAACCAGAUGUGCACCAAGAACCUAUCGCUGCUCUUCGCUCCAAGUCUGUUCCAGACGGAUGGGAAAGGUGAGCAUGAGGUGAAGAUCGUGGAGGACCUGAUAGACAACUACCUGUACGUCUUUGAAAUCGAUGAGGAGCAUCAGACCCAGAUUGAGCUGGAAAUCAGCCUCAUCACCACCUGGAAGGACACUCAGCUCUCUCAGGCCGGUGAUCUGAUCAUUGAAAUCUAUCUGGAGAUGAAGAUACCCGACUGCUGCAUAACUCUCAAAGUGUCUCCCACCAUGUGUGCUGAGGAGCUGACCAAUCAGGUUCUGUACAUGAGGAACGUCCCAGCUGGGGACAAAGACGUCUGGAUGACGUUUGAGGCCAUCGAGGACGGUCAGCUGGAGCGUCCGUUACACCCCAAAGAGAAGGUCCUGGAGCAAGCUCUGCAGUGGUGUAAGAUGGCCGACCCGAGCUCCGCCUACCUGGUGGUGAAGAGGGUCCCUAAAGGAGAAGGCAUCACUCUCCUCACCUCCUAUAAGAGCGAGAUCAUGAAGGUGGGUCUGCUGAGGUGUCGCGAGGAGCCUCCGAAGCUCCUUCAGGGGACCAGGUUCCAGGAGAGAACGUUCCAGAUUCGACACCACAAACUGCUGCUGCUCAAAGACAAGAAGAGCAUCAAACCUGAGAAGGAGUGGGCUCUGAAGUCCUUAAAGAUCUACAUCGGCAUCCGCAAGAAGCUGAAGGCUCCAACCAGGUGGGGCUUCACAGUGAUGUCAGACAAACACCAGCUGUACCUGUGCUGCAGCAGUGAGGCCGAGCUGUGGGAUUGGAUCACGAGCCUUCUCAGAGCUCAGAACGAUGACCCGGGUCCUCCAGUGCUGCGCCGCCACUCCUCCUCUGACAUCUCCAAGCAGAAGUUCGGAACGAUGCCGCUCGUCCCCAUCAGAGGAGACGAGAGCAAUAGCAGCAUGCUGUCGGCCAAUCAGACGCUGAGGAAACUACACGACCGGAGAACUCUCUCCAUGUACUUUCCCAUGAAGGUCCAGCAGGACUCGUUCGAGGAACGCUCGGAGUCUCCUGACCUGCCUGAGCCGCUCUAUGAGGAGGUCGGCGACUUCGGCCUGCAGGUCCUGAAGUCUCUGGAGACCAGCUUCCUGUCCAGCAGCAUCGCAGAGACCCAGGAAGUGCCAGACCACCCCCCACUCAGGUUGGUUCCCGUGGAGUCCAGAGAUUUGGAUCACAUGAUCAUCCCGGAAGUAGUCCGGAUGGCGAGAGGCUCCGUGGAGACUCUGGAGCAGAGCAGCAGCAGUAGCGGAGGAGCCGGCGGAGGCGAUGGAGAUGCAGGCUCUCCAGAUUCAGAUGCUGCCAGCCAGCCUGCAGUGAGAAGCAGGCAGACGCUGAUGGGAGUCUGCACGCCAUCGCAGGAACUGCUCCUGCAAGAGCUGUCCUCCGCCUUCAUCAAGAAUACCACGGAGGAGGAGCGGGAGGAAGAGGAGAGGCCCUACGAUGUCUGAGGACCGAACAGUGGAGUCACAUGAUCUCCCUCCAUUCACAGCACGCCAGCAGUCGACUCAAGGUAGCCAUUCAGGUUACAGAGACAACGAUCACAUGACCUCAUACAGGACCCGUCAGGCAGACUUUACUGUAAAAGCUGCGGCUGAGGAGGGCCAUGUGAUUCGGCCGCCUGUAGGUGAUUGGAGCUCAGUUCGGGGCUGUACUAACAUCAGCGGCUCUCUGACUUUUUCAGCCUGUGUGUGUGCAGCGUCCUCUGCAGCCAGGAGAGGGCGCUGUAUCAGUUUGUACUUAACAGACUGAGAGCUGAGUGUUCUCUUUAUGUAACAGGAAGUUUGAUCACACGUGUUUAAUUGUGAAUGACUCACAAACGGUGAAAAAUGUUUUUAUGAUAUUUUAAUGUUUCCAACGAGUCUAAUCUGAUAUCUCACAUCAGUAACCUUCUCUAACCUGUCAGUUCAAAUACUCGAUGAAGCUCACACAGGUAAAGGAGGAAGGUGUCACAGGUAACCCACAGCGCUGUUCCUGCGGAUGUGUUUAAAUAAAGUUAGAAGAGACUAAGUGACAGAGAGCCGGCUUCAGUGACGACUCUGGGAUUACACAUCAGAUUACACAAACGAUGACAUCAUGGAAACGCGGAGCUGUGAAGAUUAAAUUGAAGUAAACGAGCUGCAACGUGUGGAACAAAUCAAACUGUGAACACAGUUGGUCACAUCUAAACGCAGGCGCCUCAUUGGUCAGUUCUACACGUCUGUGUGUAAAGUGACCAAUGAGGCGCCUGCCUCAGUCUUAAAUUGGCUGUCUGGAAGUCAUGCGUUGGUUUGGCGCCUCCUGCUGGGACAGUGUAACGUGUUCUUCCUGUCGCUCUGUCAGUGCUAAUGCUGCAUUUCCUGUGAGGAUUUCAUAAUAAAAGUCAUGUGAUGAUCCAGCUGGAGUUCAUAGUACUGCAGUACUUCCAUCAGUUAUCACUUUGUAUUCGUUUGGAAGCUGUAUGAACAUUUUUAUAGACAUGUUAUUCAUAUAAAGACACUUGUAAACAUAUCUGCAGUAACACACACGUGUGUAUUUAUGGGAGUGUUUCCCAGUAGCCACAGUGUUCCAGUAAAGCUGCUGGUGAGGCCAGACUGGCCUCACUGGUUUGUGUUGCUGAAACCUCUGUGUGCUCAUGUUCCUGUACAGAUUUGGGAUGUGUUAUUAAAAUGCUGGUUUGCUGCAAAUUGA
Molecule: messenger RNA, 6595 nt
Organism: Maylandia zebra (zebra mbuna)
Lineage: Eukaryota; Metazoa; Chordata; Actinopteri; Cichliformes; Cichlidae
Gene: arap3
Product: ArfGAP with RhoGAP domain, ankyrin repeat and PH domain 3
Biological process (GO): signal transduction; positive regulation of GTPase activity
Cellular component (GO): cytoplasm
Molecular function (GO): phosphatidylinositol-3,4,5-trisphosphate binding; protein binding; GTPase activator activity
Source: RefSeq, a predicted model, not a curated record